This is a messenger RNA of Neopsephotus bourkii (Bourke's parrot), 3001 nucleotides long. It is a transcript of the gene SHISAL2A, whose product is annotated as shisa like 2A. The record is from RefSeq and is a predicted model, not a curated record. The transcript is spliced from 4 exons. Lineage: Eukaryota; Metazoa; Chordata; Aves; Psittaciformes; Psittacidae. The coding region runs from base 167 to 520 and encodes 117 amino acids.
GCUCCUGCCUUGCUGCGACCCCUCACGGGAACGGGGGGCGGCGGUUCCCGCCCGCCGCCAGCGCAGCCCCCUGCCCGCCCGAGCUCCGCCCGCUCGCCGCCCCACCUCCCGCCCGGGUGCCGCCGGAGCCGAGGAGCCGGGCAGCCCGGCGGGUGACCGCCGCACCAUGAGCGCCGAGUGCAGCAGCUACCUCAACGCCGACAAGGUGCUGGUGAGCGGGUUCAGCUGUCCGCGGACGGGCGGCGACGCCAGCGCCGUGUACUGCUGCGGCUUCCAGGACGUCAAGUACUGCUGCGAUGACCCGCACAGCUUCUUCCCCUACGAGCACAGCUACAUGUGGUGGCUCAGUGUUGGAGCACUCGUGGGCCUGUCGAUAGCAGCAGUGGUCCUCUUUGCUUUUAUCAUCACUGUGUGUGUUCUCUGUUAUUUGUUUAUCAGCACGAAGCCACGCAGCAAACUGGAUACUGGUUUAAGCUUACAGAUGGCAGACAGUGAGACCAGAGGGAGUUCAAUAUGUUAAAAAAAACCAGAGGCACUGGAUGGAUUCUACCAAUGGUGUCAUGAAAAUAGUCCUUAGACAUUGCCCUGAUGCUGACCUUGCACAGGAGUAUCUGCAGAGACUUGAACACAGUCCCCCCACAGAGAAAUCUCUUCUUACUGAUUUACUUGUACAUGAAUAUUCAAUCAUGGCUGUGUGCACCAGAGAUUACAUUCCCCUUAUUCUGCCUUUGGCCUUUUCCUGAUGCUGUCCUGGAUGUACCACAGCAUAUUAAGGAGGCAGCCCUUCUAACUUAUCAUUUAAAACAAAUUGUUUAAUGAUGAACUUCUAGAAAGACUCCUGUGUGACCAAGGGUAAAAGCAGAGAACUGUCUGGUGGGUCGUUUAGGUUAGCAUCCCCUGCUUCCUGGGGAUGCUACCUACAAGUGCUGAGUCAAGUCUCAUAAGGGACUGAAAAGUAUUGUCUUGCAAAAAGUGAAGUUUCAUAUACUGAUUGGAUUUUUGUGCUGAAAUCAUGUUUGAAGAUCAAACUGCCUAUGGCACAGACCAUGCAAAAUAGUAUUUAAAAUGUAUGCCAGUACAGGUGAAUUCUACUUCAGACUUAAGAGGAAUUUAUGAAUAAUGCAGAAUACUUCAGAUGGCAUAAAACGUGCAUCUUACUUUCUGUGGGAGGUGAAAGCUCAUGGCUAAACAGCCACAGAACGUGAGAAUAGCUGUACAUCAGCAAUGUCUGUCACAGGGGAAGCAAAAAGAAGUGGGCUUGUUUGCUCAGCAGCUGUUAGAUGAACAGGAAAAUAAAUGUGCCAGAGUUCCUUGCUUUGUGUCUUUUCUCUUGUACCCUUAAAAAGAAAGCCACCCUGUGCAUUGUAAGUGCAAAUGCAUCUUUCUCAAGCACUCUUUUAUUAUCAGCAUAGUAGGUUGGUUUGGGCUGCUUGUCCUCAUGCAAAUACUUCAGUGUAACAAAAACUCAUUUUCAAACAUCUAACCCACCUCCACACCUAUUUUUUCUUACUGCUGUUGCAAAUGAAAUGGCUUGUGGAAGAAAAAUGCCACGGGAAGACUAAAAAGGAUCCUGCAGUCAGAAAGCAGUCUGUGGUGAGAAAAUCCCAAAAUAUCUGAGGCAGGCGCUAAGUGCUGAGCUGAGACCUCAGUUCAGGUCUGUGAAUGUGACAUUGCUUUCUCAAGGCCGUGAGCCUUUCAUUUCCUCAUGCUUCAACUUGCCUGUCUUCCAUCAUGUCAUAGAGACUAAUGUUUAUGAAGUGCCCUGAAGUGUAGCCUGCACUAUUGCUUGCAGGGAGCGAACUGCAAGGCCAGUUGCAGAGGAUUUUAUUGUAGGGGUUUGAAUGCACAUUACCUAUAAGGACCAAAACAAUGAGAAGCUUGUUUUUGUGGAUGAAUUAUCCAAUAUUUUUUUUGUUGGCAAAAUGAAGCUGGUAUUGUCAUGAAGACUCAAAGUACUUGAGACUUUUCGGGCUACAUUCAGGAAAACUAUGCCCUUAGCCUGUGAGCCUUUUUGCUUCCAGACCAAGAAUGGAACAGCUGGGAACUUUCUGUGAAAAUGAAAUGGGAGGCAAAGAUUUCUUCUGAACUUCAACAGAUUAUCCCAUAAAGUGUUGGUAGAAAUUCCAGAUCUCUACCUGUUUUCUAUCCUUUGCUUUUCAUGUAGUCUGCUUGUUGAAGAUUUCAUGCCCUCACCUGUUACGGAGAGCCACAGUGCAGUGAUAAGCCAGAAAGUCCACCAGUGGCUGCAAGCCUUCCACUGCUGUGAGAAAGCUCCAUGUGGCAAUUAGAUCUGAUUUAGCAUGUGCACUUCCUCUGCCAAAUUCACAGGGUUUUAAUGAGGAAGAGGACCCCCUACACCCUUGCAGCUGAUGUAGCUCAGCACACAAUUCAAGUCUGUUUGCAUGAUCUUUCUUUCCAGCAAAAUGGCAAAUGCAACUCUUAGCUUUGAAAAGGGAAAACAGAGGAAGGAGGCAGCUGGAAGCAUCGCUUCUAACUUGGAGUGGUAAUAUAUCAAAUUAUUAAGCAAUCGAGUUAUGCAUAAAGAAAAACCUAACACAGAUCUCAUGAAGGCAAAUCAUGACAAACCAGUCUAAUUUCUCUCUUUGUCAAGAUAAUUUUGCCUGUCAGAGGAGUGGGAACAAGUGGUUCAUAAAGACUACAGGUCUUUAUGAACAGGCAGGCAAAGACAAGUUUUCUGUGGCUCAUUCUCAAACACAUUUUCAGAGGGAAGGAUGUCUUGGUACUCCAUCCCAGUUGAGUACUAAGAGCUUGGCUGAAGGACUAAAGAGCAUAUGUAUAAAAUUUAUGAUGGCACCACCCUGAGAGGGGUUGCAAGCCUUUGAGGGUAAAACUGCCUUUCAGAGUUGUCUCAGUGCCCUGGAGAAAUGGUUUGAAAUCAAAAAGGUGAAGUACAAUAAAGAUAAAAGCAAAGUGCUGUGUUUAAAAAGGAGAAAUCAAAUCCUCAAAUAUACCUAAAGGAGAUUAACUAAGGAGGGGGGGG